CAGUGGUGGUGCUGCUCCUCCCUCCCUCCCUCUUCACACUGCACAGCUCUGCUUUCUUCCUCCCUCCACUCUAGAGGAGAGGAGAGGUGCUUCACUUUCCCCAUCCCCUCUGUCUGUCUGUCUGUCUGUCUGUUUUACUACUACUCCAGUGGAGUGCUAUAAUCAAUCAAUCACCCAGAUGGAUAGAUUGAAGAGGAGGCCAUCAUCUCCAUGUACAUCUCUGGGAGGGGCAGGCUACUGAUCCACCAUAGAUAGAUAGAUAUAUGCUUACGUAGCAACCAAGCAAGUAAGAAACACCGACGUGACGGCCGGCGACCACUGGUCUGCUCCGAUAGGCAGAGCAGCCGGGCGGCUAGCAAGGCCACAAUACAAUGGCCGCCGAGACUCCUCCAACGCAACACCGCUCCUCCUCUUCCUCUUCAUCUUGCUGCUACCUGCACCGGCGGCGGCGGCUUCCUCUUCUUCUUCAUCUUGCUCGGCUUUACAUCAUCUUGUUCUUCUUCUGCUCCUCCUUCCCCGCCGUGUCACGAGCUCAGAUGCCUGGCUUCCUCAGCAUCGACUGCGGCGGCGCCGCCAACUACACGGACGCCCGGGGCCUGCGCUGGACCUCCGACGCCGGCCUCAUCGCCACCGGCACCCCCAUCUCCACCCCCAACACCUCCAGCACCGACACCCAGUACGCCACGCUGCGCGCCUUCCCGUCCGACGGCGCCAAGCACUGCUACGCCCUCCCGGUCGCCACCCGCGCGCGCUACCUGCUGCGGGCCACCUUCCUCUACGCCGGCUUCGACGGCGACGACGCCUUCCCGGAGUUCGACCUCUACCUCGGCGCCACCCGCUGGUCUCCCGUCGUCGUCUACGACGGCGCACGCCUCGUCACAAGGGAAGCGGUCGUCCUGGCGCAGUCCUCCACCGUCUCCGUCUGCCUCUCCAACGCCACCACCGGCCGGCCCUUUAUAUCCACCCUAGAGCUCCGGCCGCUCAACGGGUCGCUGUACCGCACCGACGCGGAGGCCCGCGCCUUCCUCGCCCUCGCCGCCCGCAUCAACUUCGGCGCCCCCUCGCCGGAUCCCGUCAGGUAUCCUGAUGAUCCGUACGACCGGAUAUGGGAAUCGGACAUGGUCCGGCGGGCCAACUACCUGGUCGACGCGGCGCCCGGCACCGUCAACGUGUCCACCGACAAGCCGGUGUUUGUCGCCACGAGCGAGAGGCCGCCGGAGAAGGUGAUGCAGACCGCCGUCGUAGGCACCCUUGGUGAGCUCACCUAUCGGCUCAACCUCAACGGCUUUCCGGGGGAUGGCUGGGCCUUCAGCUACUUCGCUGAGAUCGAGGAGUCCGUCGUCCCCGAGACGCGCAAGUUCAAGCUCUUCAUCCCUGGCCUACCUGACGUUAGCAAGGCCACCGUCGACGUCGGUGAGAAUGCUCCUGGGAAGCUACGGCUCUACCAGCCGGGCUACUAUAACGUGUCACUACCCUUCGUGCUGUCAUUCGCGUUCAGAAAGACCAACGACUCGUCCAGGGGACCCAUUCUCAACGCAUUCGAGAUCUACAAGUAUGUCGAGAUUGAGCCCGGGUCCCCGGACGCACUGGCCAUGGCAAGCCUCGCGUCGCGGUACACGUCCUUGGGUGAUUGGGCCAACGAAGGCGGCGAUCCCUGCUGGCCCUCGCCGUGGUCCUGGGUCAGAUGCUCCUCAGAACCACAACUAAGAGUGGUUUCAAUAAAUCUUUCAGGGAAGAACUUGACAGGGGGCGUACCUCCGGAACUAGUGGCUUUGUCAUUCUUAGCAGAAAUCCGACUUGAUGAUAACAUGCUGACGGGUCCGAUUCCAGACCUCGCCGCCUCUUCGAACCUCUCAAUCAUUCACUUUGAGAACAACCAGCUUACUGGCAGUGUACCUUCAUAUUUGAGCAGCUUGCCCAAGCUCACCGAGCUCUAUCUUCAGAAUAACAAGCUGUCUGGGUAUAUCCCCAAGGCUCUGAAAAGCAGAGGCAUUAUUUUCAACUAUGCUGGCAAUAUGGACCUGAAAAGGCAGGGAAUCAAGAGAAGCCACCUGGUAAUCAUCAUAUCUGCGCUGCUUGGAGUAUCCUUGUUGCUUGCAGUUUCCCUCUGUUGCUACGUGCUGACACGCAAAGCCAACAAGAAGAGCUCACCACCAGAAGAUGACCUUACAAAGGCGGCCCCGCCCGCACACAAGCUGCACAAGUCAGACGCGCCGUCAUGCGAAAUCGCCACCGAGACUUGCCAUCCCUUCAGAUUAUGCGACCUCGAAGCGGCGACCAAGAAUUUUGAGAACAGGAUUGGUUCCGGGGGUUUCGGGAUAGUGUACUACGGGAAGCUGCCGGACGGAAGGGAGAUCGCGGUGAAGGUGCCGACGAAUGACUCGUACCAGGGGAAGAAGCAGUUCACGAAUGAGGUGUCCUUGCUGUCAAGGAUACACCACAGGAACCUGGUGGCGUUUCUAGGUUACUGUCAUGAAGACGGAAGGAACAUCCUGGUGUAUGAGUUCAUGAUGAAUGGGACUCUCAAAGAGCAUCUCCAUGGGCGUGACAAACAUAUUAGCUGGAUUCAGCGACUUGAGAUUGCAGAGGAUUCAGCAAAAGGGAUCGAGUACCUUCACAGCGGGUGCACGCCGUCGAUCAUCCACCGGGACAUCAAGACGAGCAACAUCCUGCUGGACAAGCAGAUGCGGGCCAAGGUGUCGGACUUUGGUCUGUCGAAGCUGGUCGCGGAGGAGUCCCACGCGUCCACCAACGUCCGCGGCACGCUGGGCUACCUGGAUCCACAGUACUACAUCUCCCAGCAGCUGACGGAGAAGAGCGACGUGUACAGCUUCGGGAUCAUCCUGCUGGAGCUCAUCUCGGGGCGGCCGCCCAUCUCGGCCAUGACCUUCGGCGACCACUUCCGCAACAUCGGGCCAUGGGCCAAGUUCUACUACGAGAGCGGGGACAUUGAGGCGGUGGUGGACCCGGCCAUCUCCGGGGAGUACCGGGACGUGCACUCGGUGUGGAAGGUGGCGGAGACGGCGGUGCGGUGCAUCGACGCGGACGCGAGGAGGCGCCCCUGCAUGGCGGAGGUGGUGAAGGAGGUGCAGGAGGCGAUUGCGCUGGAGCGUCCCCCGAGCGAGGCGUCGGCGUUGGAGCGGAGGGCGUCGUUCCCGUUCUCGCCGGCGGGGGCUCGGUCGGGCACGGUGCGGUCCCACGACAUGAUCAUGGACAACCUGAUGCGGGAGGAGGACGAGUCGUCCUCGUUCCCCAACACUCUCCGCCACCCCGAGCUGCGCUGAUCCAAGAUGAAGGAAACUUUGGCUUGGAACUGGCUCAAAAUAUUCUCUCUCUCUUCCCUGGAGUUUUGAUGAUGAUUUGUAAUUUGUAAACUAAUAACUGGUAUAGGAGUAGGGCACUUGGCUAUUUAUUUUAGACACACACACACACUUUCCAAAAAAAAAGAUUUGGUAUUUUUUAGAACAAAAAAGUCUCUUUUACGGGUA
Molecule: messenger RNA, 3488 nt
Organism: Aegilops tauschii subsp. strangulata
Lineage: Eukaryota; Viridiplantae; Streptophyta; Magnoliopsida; Poales; Poaceae
Product: probable LRR receptor-like serine/threonine-protein kinase At1g67720
Biological process (GO): protein phosphorylation
Molecular function (GO): ATP binding; protein kinase activity; protein binding
Source: RefSeq, a predicted model, not a curated record